This is a messenger RNA of Rattus rattus (black rat), 960 nucleotides long. RefSeq names its product olfactory receptor 6F1-like. NCBI's taxonomy places the organism in Eukaryota, Metazoa, Chordata, Mammalia, Rodentia, Muridae. Gene Ontology annotation, molecular function: olfactory receptor activity; G protein-coupled receptor activity. Gene Ontology annotation, cellular component: membrane. The transcript has a single exon. Bases 1 to 960 code for a protein of 319 amino acids. The record is from RefSeq and is a predicted model, not a curated record. Gene Ontology annotation, biological process: G protein-coupled receptor signaling pathway.
AUGGAUGUAAGAAACCGAACAACAGUGACAGAGUUUAUUUUUCUAGGAUUUCCAGGCUCCUCCUCACUACAGCUCCCAUUGUUUAUGAUUUUUCUCACUGUGUAUUUGCUUUCUCUCAUGGGAAACACCCUCAUUAUUUUCCUUAUUCUUAUGGAUUCCACACUACAGACACCCAUGUACAUCUUCUUAGGAAACCUGUCAUUCCUGGAGAUCUGGUACACUACAGCCACUGUUCCUAAGUUGCUGGCUACAUGUGUCACAAAGGUUGUCACCAUUCCUGUUGCAGGCUGCAUCACUCAGUACUACUUUUUCUUUUCUCUGGGAGCAACUGAGUGCAUCUUGCUGGCUGUUAUGGCUUAUGACCGGCAUGUGGCUGUAUGCCGUCCUCUACAUUACUCACUUCUCAUGAGUAUUCACAUUUGCCUGAGGUUUGCAGCUGCAUCAUGGAUUGGAGGCUUCAUUGCCCCUCUGCUACCUACCAUACUCAUCUCUCAGUUAAAUUUUUGUGGCCCACAGAAAAUCAACCAUUUCUUUUGUGACUCUGACCCCAUCUUUAAACUCUCCUGCUCAGACACAUUCUUAGUGGAGGCCUUGGGUUACACGUGCACCUCUGUGGUGAUUCUCAGUUCAUUCCUUCUCACAAUGAGCUCCUAUGGUAACAUUGUGGUCACAAUAAUCAGGCUGUCCUCCCGGGAAGCAAGGAAGAAAACAUUCUCAACUUGUGCCUCCCAUCUCACAGUCGUGACCAUGUACUAUGGCACCAUAAUCUUUGCCUAUGUCCGACCUCCAGCCAAGUACAACUUUACAAUCGGCAAAGUGGUCUCAGUGUUCUACUGUGUGAUCACCCCUUUAGUCAACCCUCUCAUAUAUACCUUGAGAAACAAAGAUGUGAUGAAAGCUUUCCAGAAAUUUCUAUCUCAAAAGAGGUUUUUAUCGGGCAAAACCACGCAUGGAGUUUGA